Messenger RNA from Chelonoidis abingdonii (Abingdon island giant tortoise), 1868 nucleotides. It is a transcript of the gene MORN1, whose product is annotated as MORN repeat containing 1. NCBI's taxonomy places the organism in Eukaryota, Metazoa, Chordata, Testudines, Testudinidae. The record is from RefSeq and is a predicted model, not a curated record.
UCCACUCGCACCGCAGAUGGCGGCCUCCAGGCCUGGUUGCUACCUAGGGGCGGUGAAGGCUCAGCGGCGGGAAGGAUAUGGACUGUAUGUUUAUCCUAAUCCUUUUUUUCAAUAUGAAGGAGAAUGGAAACAAGGAAGAAAACAUGGUCAUGGUAAGCUGUUAUUUAAGGAUGGGAGUUAUUAUGAAGGCGAGUUUGUAGAUGGAGAAAUUAUGGGAAAUGGAUUGCGAUAUUGGGCAUCUACAGGAAACACUUAUUCAGGUCAGUUUGUUUCUGGAGAGCUCCAUGGACAUGGAGUUAUGCAGUACAAAGACGGUGGGAAAUAUGAAGGGGAGUUCUCCUAUGGAAUGAGAGAAGGACAUGGAUUACUUGUUGACAAAGAUGGACAAACUUAUCAAGGAACCUUUUACAAUAAUAAGAAACAUGGAGGAGGGAAAAUGACCUUCAAGAAUGGUGAUAAGUACGAAGGAGACUGGAUCCUGGACCAGCAACAGGGUCAUGGGGUGCUGCACUGUGCCGAUGGAACUAUAUAUGAGGGACAGUGGAGAAAUGAUGUGUUCAAUGGACAGGGCACUGAAAUUCAUUGUUCUGGUGUCAUCUAUGAUGGACUGUGGAUCAAUGGCUACCCUGCUGCUCAAGCAAAGAAGAUAGUAAUUUUGGGCCCAGAAGUUAUUGAUUUAAUCCAAGGGUCUGCUAUCACUCUUCAUGUCCAGCUACAGAAUGAAGAAGGAGAAGUUUGUGAAUAUGAGAAUGGUCGACUUUUGGAGAUCUGGGCUGGAGUCAAAAACCAUCAAAUUCCAGCAAGUUCUUCUACCAGCUUAUUCAAGUUAAUUGAAGAAGUUGAAAGGAAGCCAGUGAAAACCCCUUUUGGAUUUGAGUGUAUUAGCUAUCCUUUGAUGGAUGCUGUAUCUGGAAGCUGGGAACUGAAAGCUGCUGUCCCUAUAUCUGGCAAAUCUGGAUUUGCACUGGCUGAUUUACCAAUCCCUAAGGGAGAUAUAGAGCCAGAAUCCAAAUCAGACACCUUGCUUGGAAUGAGAGAUGCCCCUAGCACCGAGGAUGGCUUUGAAGGUGAAAGUCUCCGUCCUCCAGCCAGUUCGAGAGUGGAGCGUGGCUGUGUUGUUUUCAGAAACAUCAUGCUUGCACCUCCUCCAGCUAAUUAUCAACCAUUCAUGCUUUUGGAUGAACUAAACAAGAAAAGAGGCAAAAAGCCAAGUGGAAGGAUAUCUGCUGAGAAGAUGACAGUCUCACAGGAGAAAAUUGUAGACAACAGGUCUGAAGUGACAGCGAAAGAGUACAAGUCAAAACAGGGUCAGCACUCCAUGAAGAACUCUAGGGUAUUGCCAGGCCAGUAUGUGAUUAUGGUCCAUGAAGUGACCAUGCCCCCAUUCUUGGGCCAGACUCUCCCACCUGCUUUCAAACUCUUGAGGGUUUUGCCAGAGAAAACCAAAGUCAAGAAUAUUAAAAUGGAAACUGUGAAAGCCACCAGCACAUAAAGAAGGAACAUAAAUGUGUAAAGAGUCAGGACCUUUAUCCAGCACCCACUGAAGUCAGUGGAAUUUUUACCAUUGAGUACAAUGGGAGUUGGAUUGAGUUCUUGAGCCUUGAUCAUGCCCAUGCAGUUGGGGUUUAAGUUUAAAUAUCGUGGACUAAUCAAAGCAAAGAAAUAAUUGACCACCAGAGAUCCAUUUCAAACUGGUCCUGUCUUGUAAAAUUUUAGAAGACAAAUAGAUUUUUGAGAUUGUAUUAUGAGAAACAGGUAAAAGACUUCAAUGAAAUCUAUUUUUCAUCAGUACAAUAGAACCGCAAACUUAUGAACACCUCAGGAAUGGAGGUUGUUUGUAACUCUGAAAUGUUGAUAACUCUGAACAA